AGUCGGCACGGGAGCGGCCGGCGCGCGCCUGUGCGUUGGGUGCCGUCUCGAGACAGGCGGGCGGGCGCUCGGGAGAGAGCGGCUGUGCGGUCUUUAGGGCGGCGGCCGCCACAGCAGUAGCGCCCUGGGUGGAGAGGGCCGAAGCGGCCUAAGGGGUAGGGGAUGGGGAGGACCGGGCCCCUCAUCUCUCUGAGGCGCACGUACAGCUCCUGGGGCGCACAGUGACAGUGACGGCGCCCCUGGCCCGCUUUGCCAGAGAGCCCGUAGCGGGCCGGGCCAUGAGGAGCGGCCGGGACCGGGCCAGGCCUCGCUGACCCCGGCUUCGCGCGACGGCCUCCUCUCCAUUUCCGCUCCAGCCUCUCGGCAUGAGCGUCCACCUGGGCCCGGGGCCGCGGCUGCCCCAGUCCCGCCGCCCGCGGGCGUGCUCGGGCCCUUGUGGCCCGAGGUGCUGAUCCCGGUUCACCGUGCUGCGCUGCCAGCCUGCCCGCUGUAUGCCCCGGGGGCGCGGCCAUGGAGGUGGUGGGCGACUUCGAAUACAGCAAGAGGGACCUCGUGGGACACGGGGCCUUCGCCGUGGUCUUCCGGGGGCGGCACCGCCAGAAAACUGAUUGGGAGGUAGCAAUUAAAAGUAUUAAUAAAAAGAACUUGUCAAAAUCACAAAUACUGCUUGGAAAGGAAAUUAAAAUCUUAAAGGAACUUCAGCAUGAAAAUAUUGUAGCACUCUAUGAUGUUCAGGAAUUACCCAACUCUGUCUUUCUGGUAAUGGAGUAUUGCAAUGGUGGAGACCUGGCAGAUUAUUUGCAAGCUAAAGGAACUCUCAGCGAAGAUACUAUCAGAGUGUUUCUUCAUCAGAUUGCAGCUGCCAUGCGAAUCCUACAUAGCAAAGGAAUAAUCCACAGAGAUCUCAAGCCACAAAACAUUUUGUUGUCGUAUGCCAAUCGCAGGAAGUCAAGUGUCAGUGGUAUUCGCAUCAAAAUAGCGGAUUUUGGUUUUGCCCGUUACCUACAUAGUAACAUGAUGGCUGCAACAUUGUGUGGAUCCCCAAUGUACAUGGCUCCAGAGGUUAUUAUGUCUCAACAUUAUGAUGCAAAGGCAGAUUUGUGGAGUAUAGGAACAGUGAUAUAUCAAUGUCUAGUUGGAAAACCUCCUUUUCAGGCCAAUAGUCCUCAAGACCUAAGGAUAUUUUAUGAAAAAAACAGAAGUUUAAUGCCUAGUAUACCCAGAGAAACAUCACCUUAUUUGUCUAGUCUACUUUUGGGUUUGCUUCAGAGAAACCAAAAAGAUAGAAUGGAUUUUGAAGCAUUUUUUAACCAUCCUUUCCUUGAGCAAGUUCCAGUAAAAAAAUCCUGCCCAGUCCCAGUGCCCAUGUAUGCUGGCCCUGGCCCUGGAAACUCCUGUAGCAGCUCUCCAUCUUGUCGCUUUGCCUCUCCACCAUCCCUUCCAGAUAUGCAACAUAUUCAGGAAGAAAAUUUAUCCUCCCCACCAUUGGGUCCUCCCAACUAUCUACAAGUAUCCAAAGAUUCUGCCAGUACUAGUAGCAAGAACUCUUCUUGUGACACGGAUGACUUUGUUUUGGUUCCACACAACAUCUCUUCAGACCACUCAUAUGAUAUGCCAAUGGGAACUGCUGGCAGACGUGCUUCAAAUGAGUUCUUGGUGUGUGGAGGGCAGUGUCAGCCUACUGUGUCACCUCACAGUGAAACAGCCCCAAUUCCAGUUCCUACUCAAAUAAGGAAUUAUCAGCGCAUUGAGCAGAAUCUCACAUCUACUUCCAGCUCUGGCACAAAUCCACAUGGUUCUCCAAGAUCUGCAGUAGUACGAAGGUCUAACACCAGCCCCAUGGGUUUCCUCCGGCUGGGGUCCUGCUCCCCAGCACCUGCAGAUACAGUACAGACAGUUGGGCGAAGACUCUCUACUGGGUCUUCCAGACCUUAUUCACCUUCCCCUUUGGUUGGUACCAUUCCAGAACAGUGUAGUCAAUGUUGCUGUGGGCAUCCUCAGGGCCAUGAAUCUAGGAGUAGAAACUCCUCAGGUUCUCCAGUGCCACAGACUCAGUCACCACAGUCCCUCUUAUUGGGUGCUAGACUGCAGAGCACCCCUACUCUCACUGAUAUCUAUCAGAACAAGCAGAAGCUCAGAAAGCAGCACUCUGACCCUGUGUGCCCAUCCCAUGCUGGAGCUGGGUACAGCUCCUCAUCUCAGCCCAGUCGGCCAGGUAGCCUUGGAACCUCUCCUACCAAGCAUAUGGGAUCCUCUCCACGGAGUUCUGAUUGGUUCUUUAAAACUCCUUUACCAACCAUUAUUGGCUCUCCUACUAAGACCACAGCUCCUUUCAAAAUCCCUAAAACACAAGCGUCUUCCAACCUAUUAGCCUUGGUUACUCGUCAUGGGCCUGCUGAAGGGCAAUUCAAAGAUGGGAAUGACCCACGUGAAUGUUCCCAUUGCCUAUUAGUACAAGGAAGUGAGAGGCAUCGAUCUGAGCAGCAGAGCAAGGCAAUGUUUGGCAGGUCUGUCAGUACUGGAAAGUUAUCAGAUCAGCAACUAAAAGCACCUUUAGGUGGACACAUGGGCAACACAGAUAGUUUAAACACAGAACGACCAAUGGAUAUAGCUCCUACAGGAGCCUGUGGUGUUAUGCUGACACUGCCAUCAGGAACAGCAGCAAGUUCCAGGGCUGUCCUCUUCACUGUGGGUUCUCCUCCACACAGUGCCACAGCCCCCACUUGUACCCAUAUGGUCCUGCGAGCAAGAACCACCUCAGUUGGAUCCAGCAGCUCAGGAGGCUCCCUGUGUUCUGCGAGUGGCCGAGUGUGUAUGGGCUCCCCACCUGGGCCAGGCUUGGGCUCUUCUCCACCAGGAGCAGAGGCAGCUCCCAGCCUAAGAUAUGUGCCUUAUGGUGCUUCACCACCCAGCCUGGAGGGGCUCAUCACCUUUGAAGCUCCUGAACUACCAGAGGAAACACUGAUGGAGCGAGAACACACAGACACCUUACGCCAUCUGAACGUGAUGCUGAUGUUCACUGAGUGUGUGCUAGACCUGACAGCCAUGCGAGGAGGGAACCCUGAGCUAUCCACAUCUGCUGUGUCCUUGUACCAGAUUCAGGAAAGUGUGGUUGUAGACCAGAUCAGUCAGCUAAGCAAAGACUGGGGGCGAGUAGAGCAGUUGGUGUUAUACAUGAAAGCAGCACAGCUACUUGCAGCUUCCCUGCAUCUUGCCAAAGCCCAGAUCAAGUCUGGGAAACUGAGCCCAUCCACAGCUGUAAAACAAGUUGUCAAAAGUCUGAAUGAGCGAUACAAAUUCUGUAUCACCAUGUGCAAGAAACUUACAGAAAAGCUAAAUCGCUUCUUCUCUGAUAAACAGAGAUUUAUUGAUGAAAUCAACAGUGUAACUGCAGAGAAACUCAUCUAUAAUUGUGCUGUGGAAAUGGUUCAGUCUGCAGCCCUGGAUGAAAUGUUUCAGCAGACUGAAGAUAUUGUUUAUCGCUACCAUAAAGCAGCUCUUCUUUUGGAAGGCCUAACUAAGAUUCUGCAGGACCCUGCAGAUAUUGAAAAUGUACAUAAAUAUAAAUCGAGUAUUGAAAGAAGACUGUCGGCACUGUGCUGUAGCACUGCAACUGUGUGAGCAGGAGGCUUGUUUAUAGACCACUAUGGGAAUGUGAGGUGACUGGAAUUACAGCUUCCCAUUCCAAGGAAACUGUAGUUUCCUAACUGGUGACUACCAAAGAACAAGCAGUGAUUUAAAAAGGAAAAACAAUCGAAAAACUACAUGUUUGUAGAAAAUCUGCCUUAUCAGAGAAGUCACUCCCCUUUCCCUUUUUCCUUUAUAGAAGCAAGAAUAUUCCACUUGGCUCCCAGUUGAAAUUGGUAAAUAAAUAUACCUUAGAACUAGAAUUAUCAGUACAGUUAUUCUUAUGGAUAAUUAAACAUAAAACAGACUGAAUGGCACUUCACUCAAUUCACAGAGCAAUGUAUGAAAUUCUGUGUGUUUGCUAAGGUGUAUAAACAAGCUAGAGUCAACACCUCAUUCAGGUGGUUUGAUAUUUGGAAUAAGUUUGUAUGAAUCUGAACAUGCAUCUUAAACAGCUCAUGAAGAAGUAGUUUUAAGAAGCAGCAGAAGGUGAUUCUUGGAAGAAAUUUUGAAAUCUUCAAUUUGAUCUAAUAUGGACCUGUUAAUCUUACAAAAUCUUUCAUAUUGCACUAAUUUAUUAAAACAACUGUGUAUUCGAUUUUGCAAUUUAAACUAACAGAGGCACAAUGGACUUGUUUAAAAUAUUUUACUUGAUUAUAUACAUAAACUUUUUCCAGAAUUCACAUGUAAUCUCUAUUGAACUUUUAAAUGGUCAUGACUUGUGUUCAUGUAAACCUUUGUGUUUUUUUAACCUGUUUAUCUACACUUACAGAUCUCCUCAGUAAUAUUUGAGUUGCUUUCUGUUUGCAUUUUUUGUUGUGCAUGCAGAAUGUGCAUUGAUGCCUGUGACCUUAGGUUUAUUAAAGGCUAGAUUUAUUUGGGCAGUAUUAAAAAAAACCUAUCAUGAAUCAAGAGAUACUCUUGAGAAUUUUAAUAGGGCCAAAGUGGUGAUAAAAAGAUGGAUAGUGAUGUGGAACUUCUACAUGAAGUUAGUAAGAAAUGAGGUUUGUUUCCUCUUAGGAAAACAGGCAGCUUUCUCCAGUCUAAUAUGUAUUUUUAAUGUUAAUCCUGACAGCUCACCAAAUAGCUAGUCAUGGAGAAUGCAGGCAGUUAACAUCCCUCCAAGAAUGGUUCCUACUUGUAUAUUAUUUGAUUUCUUUUACUUACCUGCUUGAAUACUUGAAUAAACCAUUCACCAGUUUUAGUCUUAUUUUAAUCCUUUCAUAUAAAAUAAUCUAUAUUCUUGACAGUGGCACAGAAGCUCUUCAGCAUUACUCUGAUUUUAGUGUGCUGACAAACAACAUGGUUUUCUUUACUUGGACAAAGUAAUGUAAUUUUUACCUUAUUUAUCUGUAUGAAAUUUCAGCAGUUAAUUUGAACAUUUAUUUAUAUGAUGUUUGUAUUUUUAGGUCUUUAAUACAGUGUUUCUACCUCUCAUUUGUAACUGCAUGCAUUAUUCUUGAAACUAGGUAAAACUCACUGAAUCGUUGUAUAAUAGCCUUUUUAUUAUUGCCUGUAUAAAUGUAUAUUAAGGUAAAAUAAAACUGACAGUGUUUCUAGGUUAUAGUUGGGUCCAUAUUAAAUGGCUUGUCAUGCCAGAUACUUUUUUAGUGAGUGAGACUGAAGACUUGGUCAAUACCUUUUGCCCUGAUCCAGAAUUUAAGGCUCUCAGUGACUGUCAAACAGGCUCUCACAAACUUAGACUGUUGGGUAAUGAUUUCUCCCCCUCUUUGCAUUAACAAUAUUGUAUUUUGUGUAAUAUUUUAGAGUUUACAGUGUGGUUUCAUUCUUGUUAUCUCAGUUGUUCCUCUAAGCAGGUAGGUUUAUUCUGCCCUCUCCUCUCCCACUCUUUUUUUUUUUUUUUUUAAGCGAGAUGAGUUCAAAGAGAAUAUGACUGAUCUGAAGUCAGGAACUAGGCAAGUGGUAAAGCCACUUUUGUAAUCCCAGAUUCAUUCUUCUUCCUCUUGUGUAACAAAGGUGUUGUGGUAGGUGGUUCGUGUGCAACAAUGAAGUCUCAGCAGCAGAGAACAAACUGUAAAUUCAUGGGUUCUGAUUAUACUUCCAUUAUCAAGGCUAAUGGUUUUAAGAGAUUUUUGCCUUGAUUACAGCAAUAAUAAACAAGUGCUUUAUGUUUCUGUGAGUA
Molecule: messenger RNA, 5770 nt
Organism: Dipodomys ordii (Ord's kangaroo rat)
Lineage: Eukaryota; Metazoa; Chordata; Mammalia; Rodentia; Heteromyidae
Gene: Ulk2
Product: unc-51 like autophagy activating kinase 2
Exons: 27
Coding region: 511-3621 (1036 amino acids)
Biological process (GO): autophagy; protein autophosphorylation; axon extension
Cellular component (GO): autophagosome; cytoplasm
Molecular function (GO): protein serine/threonine kinase activity; ATP binding
Source: RefSeq, a predicted model, not a curated record